GUUUCCUCCAUUUUGAUUCCCACGUGGAUGUUUAGCGUUUCUGUUCCGCAAUUUGCACUUUAUUUCGUACGGUUUCGUCGUAAUCUGUGUUCCGAUUUGGAUUAUCUGUUCAUUGUCAGCUGUCGAAUUUUUACGCGUUUGUGUACAUUUUCUUGGCUCUAAUAGUGUUUCAUUUAUUAUAAAAAUAAGAUGACUGACAAAUCUUUAACGGAGGUGCCAGUUGCACAAAAUGAGGUCAAGUCUAGCUGGGCUGAUGAAGUUGAAGAAGAGGGAGGAGUAUUACCUCCGCCUACGGAAGUCUACGAAAAUGGUUUCAAGAUUCUCACCGAGUACAAGUACAAUGAAGACAAUAAGAAAGUCAAGGUUGUACGUGUUUACAAGAUAGAGCGACGUAUAGUUUCGAAAACGAUUGCGGCACGUAAAAAUUGGACGAAGUUCGGCGAUUCUGAUGACGACAGGCCGGGACCCAAUCCAGCUACCACUGUCGGUGGUGAGGAUGUUUUUAUGCAAUUCAUCUCCAGCAAAGAGGAGGAGAACAAAGUGGAGGAAGACUCUUUGGAUAAAUUGAAAAGUAUGGGCGAUAAGGGAGUCGUCAAGUGCCGUAAUUGCAAUGGCGAUCACUGGACGUCCAAGUGUCCGUACAAAGACACUGUUCUUGCUGGUGGAAAAGUACCAGACGACAAGAAACCUCUCGUUAAUUCUGGAGUACCUGGUACAAUGGCUGAACUUAAGCCACAAGGUGGCAAGUAUGUGCCGCCCGGUAUGCGCGACGGCGGCAGCAAACGCGGAGAUUCGAUGCAGAUGCAGAGACGCGACGAUACGACAGCCAUACGUAUUUCCAAUCUCUCGCAGAGCACUACAGAUGCUGAUCUAGAUGAGCUUGUAAAGCCAUUCGGUUCCGUAGUCAAGCAGUUUCUCGCUAAAGAGAAACUUUCCAAUCUUUGCAAGGGUUUCGCAUAUGUACAUUUCAAGCACAGGGUUGAUGCAGCAAGAGCAAUCGCAACUCUGGAUGGUUACGGUUACGAUCAUCUAAUUUUGAGCGUCGAAUGGUCGAAGCCACAAGUUCAAAAUAAUUAAAGUGAUGCGAAGCAUGCGACAGUUACGGAUAGAAAAGUGAAAUUAGUUCAACUGGAAGGAAUCCUUAUAACAAACGAAUUGUGUUUGUGCAUAUAUUUAUGUAUAUUCUUAUUACAAUAUCAGAAGUAGAAAGACAAGU
Molecule: messenger RNA, 1216 nt
Organism: Mycetomoellerius zeteki
Lineage: Eukaryota; Metazoa; Arthropoda; Insecta; Hymenoptera; Formicidae
Gene: eIF3g1
Product: eukaryotic translation initiation factor 3 subunit g1
Exons: 4
Coding region: 190-1077 (295 amino acids)
Cellular component (GO): eukaryotic translation initiation factor 3 complex; cytoplasm
Molecular function (GO): translation initiation factor activity; RNA binding
Source: RefSeq, a predicted model, not a curated record